AUGACACCGACACAUGACAAUGACUCAACACCGUCCCAACACUUGCCACCUGACAAGGCUUUGCAACUUAAUUGCCACUGUAGUGCAACACCUCGAGAGGUCACACAAGGUGUGGGUCCAGCACCAGAGGUCACACAAGGUGUGGGUCUAGCACCAGAGGUCACACAAGGUGUGGGUCCAGCACCAGAGGUCACACAAGGUGUGGGUCCAGCACAAGAGGUCACACAAGGUGUGGGUCCAGCACAAGAGGUCACACAAGGUGUGGGUCCAGCACCAGAGGUCACACAAGGUGUGGGUCCAGCACCAGAGGUCACACAAGCACCAGAGGUCACACAAGGUGUGGGUCCAGCACCAGAGGUCACACAAGGUGUGGGUCCAGCACCAGAGGUCACACAAGGUGUGGGUCCAGCACCAGAGGUCACACAAGGUGUGGGUCCAGCACAAGAGGUAUCACACAAGGUGUGGGACCAGCACCAGAGGUCACACAAGGUGUGGGUCCAGCACAAGAGGUAUCACACAAGGUGUGGGUCCAGCACAAGAGGUAUCACACAAGGUGUGGGUCCAGCACCAGAGGUCACACAAGGUGUGGGUCCAGCACAAGAGGUCACACAAGGUGUGGGUCCAGCACCAGAGGUCACACAAGGUGUGGGUCCAGCACAAGAGGUCACACAAGGUGUGGGUCCAGCACCAGAGGUCACACAAGGUGUGGGUCCAGCACCAGAGGUCACACAAGGUGUAAGACAGUAG
Procambarus clarkii (red swamp crayfish) is the source of this 747-nucleotide messenger RNA. The record is from RefSeq and is a predicted model, not a curated record. NCBI's taxonomy places the organism in Eukaryota, Metazoa, Arthropoda, Malacostraca, Decapoda, Cambaridae.